Molecule: messenger RNA, 799 nt
Organism: Lucilia cuprina (Australian sheep blowfly)
Lineage: Eukaryota; Metazoa; Arthropoda; Insecta; Diptera; Calliphoridae
Exons: 6
Coding region: 99-734 (211 amino acids)
Source: RefSeq, a predicted model, not a curated record
AUUUAGUUGAGUCUGUCAUCUCUAAGAAAAAAUAAACAAAUUCUCUAAAGUGUUAUUUUGCUCGUUUAAGAAAAAUUUAAUUUUUUUACCGAAAAAAUAUGGAUUAUAAUGGUGGCUGCAGCAAGAAAAUGUAUUCGGAUGAUACUAUAAUACCUGAUGAGAUAAUGAUGGCAAUUAAAACGGAACCAGAAGUUCUGAUUGAACAUGAACCUGCGGAUUUAGCAACAUGCGAGAAAAAACUUGAUGCUCUUAGAGGUGUUAUGGAAUACAGGCUAGACCAAAUACAAACCCAACUGAAUAUGGUAUUAGAUGCACAAGAGGAAGCUAAUGCUUUAUUACGCAAUUUCAUAACAAGUAAUCAGGAUUUGCGUUGCAAGUUUCCAUUAAAAACGUCGAAAAAGCUAAGAGAGCUCAAUUCAGAAAUAACACCAGAAAAUAGAAACACUUAUAUUAACACUAUCAAAACCCUACUCAAGCCACAAGGAGUUAUAAAAAAUCUUAAAUAUAUAUUAUCUACAGAUAUAACUAAUGAAUAUAAUGUAGAGGGUGUACAUGGCAAACAAUGUCUAAAGGAUUUAAAUAACUUUUAUGAUGUGCUUAUUGAUUCCAUUGAAGUAACAGCCACUUCAGGAACUGCAGAUCAACAAUUACGCAAGGCCAUAAGCCUAGCCAAGAAACGAUAUUUUAAAAGCAAGAGUAUUGCAAGACCCCGUGCAUCUGCUAGUGACAAUUAACAUUUUUAGUUUUAAUUUUUAAUAAAGUAUAUACAUACAUAAAUAAAAUAAUAUUUAACAUUUUA